CCGGGUGUCACUUUAGGAGUGCGUCUGGCCGGGAGCCCUGCCCCGCCUCUGGGCACAGCGUCACCACCUCGUCUUCUUCUGCGCUCCUUAGUUUCCAUUUCCCCGGCUUCUUGCCGCGGUCUCGGGCACAGGCAGGAUGGCAUCACCCAUGUCUCAGAAGCUGGAGGAGAAGCUGGUGUGCUCCAUCUGCCUGGAGCUGUUCAGGGUGCCCGUGACUUUGCCCUGCGGCCACAACUUCUGCAAGCGCUGCAUCAGCGACCACUGGGACAAGCAAAAGCAGGCGGCCGCCGGCACCGAGGCGAACUACACCUGCCCGGAGUGCCGCAGGGGCUUCGAGCGGUGCCCGGAGCUGAAGAAGAAUGUCACCCUGCACAGCGUGGUGGAGCUGGCCCGGGACAGUGAGGAGCGGGGCUCGGCCGCGGGCCGCUGCGAGGUGGCCCCGGCCGAGCUGUGCCGGCAGCACGGGCGGCCGCUGGAGCUGUACUGCGAGGACGAGCGGCGCUGCAUCUGCUGCAUCUGCACCGUCCGGGACUGCCAGCGGCACCGGCGGGUGCUCUUCGAGGAGGAGCGAGCCAAAAAGCAGACCUUUUUGAAAGAAUCCCUGGAAAAAGCCCAGGAGGAAUCAGAGAGGAUUGAACAGGCAAUGAAGGAGCUGGAGUUGCAGACAGAGAGCAUCAAGGACUGCUCUGAACUGAAAGAUGGGAUUCAGAGCAAAUUCACCCAUCUGAAGAAAGCUCUGGAGGAUUUCCAGUGUCAGACAGUGGCCAGGAUUGAGCAAGAGCAGAGGGUGGCACUGGAGCAUGUGGACAAGAACUGGAACCUGUGUAAGGACCGCCUGGACAUCCUUGGCCAGCACAUGGAGAAGGCUCAGAGCCUGCUGGCCUGCCCUGACCACAGGAGCUUCCUGCAGGUACCACUCUGGCACUGUUUCCCAGAGGUGCUGGUCCCCGUGGAGUUUGAUGUGGCUCCUGUGAUCAAGCCCAUCUCUGAGAUCCUCACCAGCAUCUCCAGGCUCCUGCUAGAGGACCUGCCUGCCUGUGUGGCCCCCAAAGCCCCCAACGCUGCUGACCAAGGCCCAGUGCAUCCUCAGGAGCUGGUGGUGAAGGCUGUGGACCCUCUCCCCAAGUGCCAGCUCCGAGCUGAGCUUCUGAAAGACCACCGCAACCUGACCUUCGACCCCGAGACAGCCAACAAGUACCUGGAGCUGUCCAAAGGUGCCCGCAAAGCCAAGCACAGUCCUGGCACUGUCCCUGGGCAGGGGCAGGGCCCCCGCUUCGAGCCCUGGCAGGUGCUGUGCACGCAGAGCUACGGCCCCGGCCACCACUACUGGGAGGUGAAGAUCUCCAGCCACUCUGUCAUCCUGGGGGUCACCUACCGGGGGCUCCCCCAGGAGCAGCAGCAGGGCCACAGCUUCAACAUCGGGCUGGAUGGGGGCUCGUGGGGGCUGCAGGUGAGGGAGGAUUGUUACCUGGCCUGGCACAAGGGCCACGCCCAGAAAAUCCAGGAGCAGCUCUAUAAGAACCUGGGGGUCAGCCUGGAUUAUGGCAAGGGGCUCCUCUCCUUCUACGGCCUCGGGGAGAGGACAAAACUCAUCCACUCCUUCCACAGUGUCUUCACAGAGCCCCUGUACCCUGUGUUUUGGCUGUGUGAGGGGCGAGUGGUGACGCUGUGCUAGAGGCACUGAGCCAGAGCCAUAGCAAAGCUGGCAGGUCCAGGCUGGUGCCAAAGUGGAGCUGCAGCUGAGGCUGUCCUGGUGCAG
Molecule: messenger RNA, 1759 nt
Organism: Lonchura striata (white-rumped munia)
Lineage: Eukaryota; Metazoa; Chordata; Aves; Passeriformes; Estrildidae
Source: RefSeq, a predicted model, not a curated record